UAUGCUUCGUUUACUCGUUUUAAUCUGUUCAGGGCGCAUGCAACGAUAUUCUGUUCAGGGGAGGCAUUGAACCUUUGAAAGCGACCUACGCCUUGGACGCACACACGCUUGAAAAACGUACCGUCACCAUAACUACCACGCAGUUAGGCCAAUAAACUUUCCCAUUUCCCGGCAAACAACUGAAGACUUUCCUUCUAUUUUGACAAACAAAUUUCAUUUUUGACAUCUUCAAAAGUGCUCAAGCCGUCUGUGAUAUUUACAAACGUAUGUUUACGUAUUUAAAGUCUUUGUAAUACCUUUGAAUUAAGUAAAAGUGGUUUGUAUGUACGAGGAUGGCCUUCAACUUCGAUAGUGGUCAGUUCAACAGUGAAUCAACACCGAAGCGACUGGGCAACUGGCAGGUCCCACGAUGGGCGCCAACAAGAGCAAGACCUUUAGAAAUGCGACCCGAUCCCAAACCAAUCUGUGAUAUCAACGGCCACUUCCUACCAGGAGCUCCGAGGGGAACAUCGCGUUGUUUUGGCCAUUACACCGGUACCUGGGAGCUGCCGAGGAAAAUAACCAGAAAAGUUGCGGAGGAGCUAGCGAAGGAGCCUCCGAAUGGGAGAUUUCCCGAUUGGUUGAAUCUUCGUGUUCAAAGACCGAAGGUGAUCGCUCAGACGCGCCUGCGCGGCGGGAAACGCGGCAAACCUCAGCGAGCGCCUGGUGCGACUGAAUUGAAAGAUGCCGAGCAGACGUUCGAACCACACCAAUGUCCAUUUCACAAGACCAAAAAGACUAGAAUCGAAAGAAUACUUGACUGCUAACGCACUAUUUAUUAGUAACAUUUUUGGUGAUCUAUGUGUUUAUAUUUUUUGACUAAUUCUUUAAUAAUGGUUGUGUCUAAAAUGUAUAAUAUGGACUUCUAAAUUACAUGUCUGUGCAUAGAAGG
Molecule: messenger RNA, 931 nt
Organism: Spodoptera frugiperda (fall armyworm)
Lineage: Eukaryota; Metazoa; Arthropoda; Insecta; Lepidoptera; Noctuidae
Exons: 4
Coding region: 333-806 (157 amino acids)
Biological process (GO): cilium organization
Cellular component (GO): ciliary basal body
Source: RefSeq, a predicted model, not a curated record